AUGAAGGCCGUGAUGCUCGGAUUGGCCUCGCUGGGCCUCGCCAGCGCCGUCCCCGGGCAGCAGCAGCAGCAGCAGCGACCGGGUCCCAUCCGCCGUGGGUGUCAGGUCCCCGACGACGGCGUCAUCCCGGACGUCGCCGCCCAGCUCGCCGGCAAGACCGCCCGCCGCCAGGCCUACCCGAGCAACUUCACCGUCGACGUCAACUUCCACCUCGCCAGCACCGAGGCCGAGGCGGACCUCAUCACGGACGCCAUCGUCGACGCGCAGUGGACGGUGCUGCACGACGCCUUCGCCCGGUACGACAUCAACCUGCGCCUCAACUCGACCGAGCGCGUCGUCGACAACAGAACGGGCUCGGCCUUCCUCGUCUACGAGGGCCCCGAGGCCGGCUGGGUCAACUACCAGGCCGAGUACGACGCCUACCUCAAGGCCACCCGGCGCGGCGGCUACGACGCGCUGAACCUGUACUUCUUCAGCAGCUACUCGCCCGGCGCGACGGGCUACUGCCAGUUCCCCACCGUCAUCGCCGACCCGGACAGCCUCACCUUCUACAGGGACUCGUGCCAGCUCAGCGCCAUGACCAUGCCGGGCUUCACCGUCGAGCAGGGCGGCUUCGAGGACUGGAACCUGGGCCACCUGGCCGUCCACGAGGCCGGGCACUGGUUCGGCCUCAACCACACCUUCGCCGGCGGCUGCUCCGACAACCCGGGCGACUUCGUCGCCGACACGCCCGCCCAGAGGUGGGAGGUCUACGGGUGCCCCGCCGACUCGGACACCUGCCCCGACCAGCCCGGCCUGGACCCCAUCCACAACUUCAUGGGCUACACGGCGGAUAGUUGCACGAACGAGUUCACGCCUGGGCAGAAGGACCGCAUGUUUUCGACUUUCUUCGGCUGGAGAAGAAAAUAG
Molecule: messenger RNA, 909 nt
Organism: Colletotrichum higginsianum IMI 349063
Lineage: Eukaryota; Fungi; Ascomycota; Sordariomycetes; Glomerellales; Glomerellaceae
Product: Metalloprotease
Exons: 2
Coding region: 1-909 (302 amino acids)
Molecular function (GO): metallopeptidase activity
Source: RefSeq, a predicted model, not a curated record